Molecule: messenger RNA, 669 nt
Organism: Oncorhynchus kisutch (coho salmon)
Lineage: Eukaryota; Metazoa; Chordata; Actinopteri; Salmoniformes; Salmonidae
Gene: mrpl34
Product: mitochondrial ribosomal protein L34
Exons: 2
Coding region: 107-481 (124 amino acids)
Biological process (GO): translation
Cellular component (GO): ribosome; mitochondrial large ribosomal subunit
Molecular function (GO): structural constituent of ribosome
Source: RefSeq, a predicted model, not a curated record
GAGAGCCAAUCGUAGCUCUGAAUGGAACGAGGGUGCAUAGCGAAUACCCCAGUGGCCUAGCUAGCUAGCCAAGUCAGCGAUUAAACCGUCUAAAAUAUUGUCUAAAAUGAAUAUUAUCAGGUCGUCAUUUUCCCGGUUUCAUGGAGUGAUAUGCUCCACCAGGAUUGUUGCACCACAGCUUCCAGCAUCCAGUGGCCACCAGCCACGAGCACUGAGUGGUUGGGUGCUGUCCUGGGCCAGUGUACCUCCCCAGACCUCUCGGUGUGGACCUCUCACAUCACAGGCAGAGGGGGCAGGGGUGUUUCAACAACUCCCCUGGCACCACCAGCAGAUUCGCACAAGGAAGCGGGGCACAGAGUAUCAGCCCAAGAAUAUAAAGCGUAAGAGGACCCAUGGCUGGAUCAAGAGGAUCAGCACUCAGGGUGGCAUUGAGGUGAUUCUCCGAAGAAUGCUGAAAGGGCGAAAAUCCCUGUCACACUAAGCACCCAAUGGACAAACGUUUUUUGGUGAACUUAUUGAAGUACCCAGGUUUUGCCACCACUGUUGAGAAAAAGCAUAACAACUUCAAGACUUACUGGCCCAGUUGUGUGUAGAACUGAAUGUCAGUUAUUGGAUAUGCGAAGGCAGAUGUUUGUCCAUGUAAAUAUAUAUUUUACACACUUUGACAAA